Molecule: messenger RNA, 492 nt
Organism: Acanthosepion pharaonis
Lineage: Eukaryota; Metazoa; Mollusca; Cephalopoda; Sepiida; Sepiidae
Source: the annotation of a GenBank genome assembly
AUGUCAAAUAUCGGUUCUUUUAAAAAGAAAGAAAUGCACCAGGAUUUCCUGGGAGAAGCUAAAAACACAAACAUACAUCUAUCUAUCUAUCUAUCUAUCUAUCUAUCUAUCUAUCUAUCUAUAUCUCUAUAUAUAUACACACAAAUUGUUUUAACUACUUUCUUUUUAUAUAUAUCUAUGCCUAUCUAUCUAUCCAUCUAUCUAUCUAUAUUUCGCUCUCUCUCUAUCUAUCUAUCUAUCUAUCUAUAUAUAUAUCUCCUCCUCCUCUCUUUCUGUGAUUUUCUCUCUAUCCUUUUCGUUAAAACUCAUUUUCUCUGUCCCAUUCGCUCUCCAUUUUUUAUACACGCAUACAUAGAAGCACUCUCACUCUUUCACCCUUUCACUCUUUCACCCUUUCACUCUCUAAUUCUCUCUUUUUCGUAUGCGCAUGCUCUCUAUAUCUGUUUGUCUGUGCGUAUCUCUCUUUCGAGGUCCCUUCAUGUACGCUCCUGA